Capsella rubella is the source of this 1666-nucleotide messenger RNA. RefSeq names its product auxin-responsive protein IAA34. Gene Ontology annotation, molecular function: protein binding. Gene Ontology annotation, biological process: regulation of DNA-templated transcription. NCBI's taxonomy places the organism in Eukaryota, Viridiplantae, Streptophyta, Magnoliopsida, Brassicales, Brassicaceae. The transcript is spliced from 4 exons. Bases 1002 to 1463 code for a protein of 153 amino acids. The record is from RefSeq and is a predicted model, not a curated record. Gene Ontology annotation, cellular component: nucleus.
CCGAGGUUUCUGUUCCUUGCAUGCUAAUGCGCAUAUACAUUGCUCUAAGGUGGUAUCUAAGAAGUGUGUAUCAGAAUCGCCUGUUAAUAAGGAUGUACAUUUAGUAUCCGGGCAAACUGUACAUGGGCUUAGGAGGCAGUUUUUUCAAGUCAUAUACCUGUGGAUUAGGACUGGAAAACCAUUGAAUGAGAUGCUAGAAGGUCUUGUCUACUUUUAUGGUUUCCAUUGUUUUGUUAUGGAAACGAGCUUUUUAUUUGAAAUUUUAUCUUUAGAAGAAUCUGUGUCUUCUCUUGUACUGCUUCUUUUGCAGGGAUGAAGUUAUCCAUGAGAGAAAUUGUAUAGACAUGGAUUUUAUGUGUACAUAUUUUAUUAACGACGCAGCCCUACAUCUCAGAUAAGGUGUGGGAUACAUGUAGUAAUGAUAGAUCUUAAUUGUCUGGUAAACAACAGAGCUCUCCGUCAUGAAUGAUAUUGUCUCUCUACUAUCAUGUAAGACCAUACCUAGUUCUUCUCUUUCUCUGUUACAAUUAAAUUCGUUGGAUUCUCUAUCCUACAGCGUUCUUUGAGUACGAAUUACCUAUUUCUUCUGCAUCGUGGUUUCAGGUUUUGACUUUAUAGUCUCUGAUAACAUUGAGACACUUCCCUAGAUAGGGACGUGCCUGCUGUGAUUAGUAUAGUACAAUUCUAACUUCCCUGAUGUUCUCAGAUUUUUGUGUUGGUGACCAGAAAUAUUGGAGCAAUGUGUGUUACAAAAUGUGAACCUGUGGUGAGAAUCCCCAUCCCUUGCACUAAGUGACAUCUGACAUACAACAAAAAGACCACAAACUGACCCUUUGCUUGUUGGUAAUGGGUUCUUGUCUUUUGUCUGCUCCCUGUCUGCAAUUAUGUCUCUUAACUCUCCUGACACCCUUAGCCUUUAGCUGCUUGCUAUAAAUCCACAUCAUUCCCACCUUUUUAUGUAUAUGUUGUGUGGUGAAUAAGCAUUUGUUAUAGAAAGCAACAUGGACACAGAGCCAAAAGGGGUUUUCCCAAGUUCUCCUGAGUAUCAUCCAUUUUACCCUCUGACCACGGAGUGUGGAGGCGUAAUCGAUUUAGGUCUCAGCCUGAAAACUAUAGAAAAUGAGACUUACCUCACAUCUGGCCAAAAUUAUUGUAGUAAUGAAGGAGGUAGACGGAAGUGGGGUUAUGUAAAGGUAACCAUGGAUGGGUUUGUGGUAGGUCGCAAGGUCUGUGUUUUUGAUCAUGGAGGCUAUUCAACUCUUGCUCAUCUGCUCGAAGAUAUGUUUGGGAUGCAGAGUGUGUCGGGAUUGAGGUUGUUUCAGAUGGAGUCUGAGUUCUGUUUGGUCUACAGAGACGAGAAAGGUAUCUGGAGGAAUGCUGGGGAUGUUCCGUGGAAGGAGUUCGCAGAAAGCGUAGAGAGGCUGAGAAUCACAAGAAGAAACGAUGUUAUACUUCCCUUUUAAUUCGUAAACUUUGAUGCUUCUCCUCUCCCUUCACUCAUUGUUCUAAUUUCCAAGUCAGCUCUGAUUUCUGAUUCUUGAAUCGGAAGCCAAACAAGAACAAAAUCAAUGUAGUUUUGGAUACGAAUGUUCGAAUAAAAAAAAAGAAUCACAAACAAGACUUGUGUCUAAAGUAUGUAAUUGUUCAACUCUUUUUUAUGUGUUUA